AACAAUGAUGUUGACAUAUCUAGCAGUAUUUGCUGCCCUUCUUAUAGGCAUUGAAGCUGGAGCGCGUGGAGGAUCUGAUUAUGACCCAUAUAUACCCCGGGGUGAGGUUUACACUGGACCAUGUGAGGGAGGGUACAAAACAUACAAUAGGAGAGAUUGUGCAGACUCGUACAGGGAACUUAGAAGAGAAAAUGCUUAUGCUGGAUUGAGUAUGCAGCAAUACACAUGGCAAUGUGAUCAUAUGUACCAAUGGAUGUCUCAUGCCGCAAAUAAGACAGGUGGUGGUGCGAGAUUCACAAUUGCCCAAUCUAACUGGUUAAGAGAACUUUUAGAUCAUCUGAUUGAAUCAUUGCAG
Owenia fusiformis is the source of this 355-nucleotide messenger RNA. The record is from the annotation of a GenBank genome assembly. Lineage: Eukaryota; Metazoa; Annelida; Polychaeta; Sabellida; Oweniidae.